CCAUUAUUCAGACAGACACUCUUCACUGACUAUUGUCAGAUCUUCUGUGAGGUUCAAUCCAGCAGUCCAGAUAACUAAACAGUUGUAAAGGGCUUCAUUGUCUAAAGUCAAUUAGAAACAUGGGUGAUGUCAAGAAUCUACAGAAAAGAAGCUAUCAGAAUCUCCCUGAUGACAGUGACUCUUCAGAUGAGACAGUUGAAUCUCCUUUACUGAAACGAGUUUUUGAAGAACAUGGAUACACCAAAAUAGGACAACUGGGACGAGGGAUUUCAGGAAUAGUGUAUCAGGUGACCAACAAUUCUGGAGAGCAUUAUGUGAUUAAACAGAUGAACUCCAGAGAAAGGAAGGAGCAGAACGCUGUCCAAAUGGAAGUCAUGAUCCUAAAGAAAAUGAUCCAUGGAUAUAUUGUUUCUUAUGUGGAAUCAUUUGAAGAUAAAGAAACUGGACUCUUUUAUAUUGUGAUGGAGUAUUGUGCGGGAGGAGAUCUUUACAAGAGGAUGAAAAAGCAGGCUGAGGAAGGCUUUUUUGAAGAACAACAGAUCCUUGACUGGUUUGUUCAGAUUUGUCUGGCCCUUCAGUAUCUACACGAGGAGAGGAGGGAUAUUUGUCACAGAGACAUAAAACCUCAGAAUGUUUUUCUGACUGAAGAUGACUACAUCAAUCUAGGAGACUUUGGAUACUCAAAAGUGCACACAAGAGCUGAUCCUUAUGCAAGCUCUGUAGUAGGUGCAGAGCUCUAUGUCAGCCCAGAAGGUCAUCAGAAGAAAUAUAAUUCCCCAAGUGAUAUUUGGUCAUUGGGAUGGUUACUCUAUGAUCUCUGCAUGCUGGAUGUAUGGGUGAGUAUGUUUAUUUUUCCAUCUUAAGAAACACUAAAUAAAUAAAUAUUAAAUAAUGUAAAUUAUAACAGCUUGUGCUUAACAUCUGGGGCCAGAUUUAUGAAAGAAGUUUAAAACAAGUGCUACCAAAUAAGACAGGUUUGUUUCAGUUAGUCUGAUUUAUUGUCAGUUGAUUUGGUUCAAAUUAUAACAGACUAACUAAAAUAAGGCUUGCUUAUUUGGUGUUUUGAGUAAUCAUUUAUUGUAAAAAAAAGUUGCUCUGAGAGGCAGCUGAAUUUCCAUAGCAGGCCACCCCUCUGCA
Molecule: messenger RNA, 1137 nt
Organism: Puntigrus tetrazona (Sumatra barb)
Lineage: Eukaryota; Metazoa; Chordata; Actinopteri; Cypriniformes; Cyprinidae
Product: serine/threonine-protein kinase Nek1
Exons: 11
Coding region: 120-863 (247 amino acids)
Biological process (GO): protein phosphorylation
Molecular function (GO): ATP binding; protein kinase activity
Source: RefSeq, a predicted model, not a curated record